AUGGUUUGUGGACGUGUUCGUACGAAAACCGUAAAGAAGGCAUCACGAGUUAUCAUCGAGAAGUACUACACAAAACUCACUCAUGACUUCCACACGAACAAGAGGAUUUGUGAGGAAAUCGCUGUUAUUCCAAGCAAGAAAAUGCGAAACCGCAUCGCUGGGAAACUGCGUUUACGUCACAAUCUGACGGUGAGUUUGACGUUCCGUCAGUUAACGGUUUGCGUUUAUUUUCUCACGAGCAGAUUCAUAACGCAUUUGAUGAAACGAAUUGAACAUGGCGCAGUGCGCGGUAUUUCAAUCAAGUUGCAAGAGGAGGAACGUGAACGUCGUGAUAACUACAUGCCUGAGAUCUCUGUGGUCGACCCACGAGAGCUAACGCAGAUCGAUGUUGAUCCUGAAACGAAACAGAUGGUCGAUGCGAUGGAUAUGGUGAUCCCAAAUUUGAAUGAAGUGAAACCAUCGAGCGUUCUGGCUGCUCGCAGAUGA
Molecule: messenger RNA, 486 nt
Organism: Anisakis simplex (herring worm)
Lineage: Eukaryota; Metazoa; Nematoda; Chromadorea; Rhabditida; Anisakidae
Source: the annotation of a GenBank genome assembly